Conger conger (European conger) is the source of this 3791-nucleotide messenger RNA. Its product is annotated as potassium channel subfamily K member 5-like. Gene Ontology annotation, cellular component: membrane. NCBI's taxonomy places the organism in Eukaryota, Metazoa, Chordata, Actinopteri, Anguilliformes, Congridae. Gene Ontology annotation, biological process: stabilization of membrane potential; potassium ion transmembrane transport. Gene Ontology annotation, molecular function: potassium ion leak channel activity. The coding region runs from base 290 to 1624 and encodes 444 amino acids. The transcript has 5 exons. The record is from RefSeq and is a predicted model, not a curated record.
ACCUGCAUGGAUAUGACGUUACUCCUGCGAUACAGCUCAGUCAACUACAUGGCAAUCGUAAUGGAAAGUUAAACAACGCAGCUAUAGCUAUUCGUGAACCAUUGGCAUAGUAAAUAAGUUUGUACAAUGUUCAAAUUUGUGGGCAGAAAAGUUUCAUCCAGCACAGAACUGAACUAUGCGGAAUUCCAGAAGUAACCAGUGCAGGCUGUGUAAGGUUUACCACCUUUAAAUUCAGUUUUUUUUUCUUUUGUAUACAGAUGAGGUCUUUUUUCAGUUGCAGUAUUUAAGUAUGGUGGACAAGGGGCCUUUGUUGACUUCAGCUAUAAUUUUCUACCUGUCCAUUGGGGCAGCAAUCUUUCAAAUUCUCGAAGAACCGAACUGGGAGAUUUCAGUCUCAAGUUACACAACUCAGAAGGAAGAGAUACUUAAAACCUAUCCCUGUCUCACAAAAGAGGACUUGGAAAAGAUUUUGCAGGUAGUGUCAGAUGCUGCUGGGCAGGGCAUUGCCAUUACAGGAAACAAGACGUUCAGCAGCUGGGUCUGGCCAAAGGCUGUUGUCUUUGCUGCUACUAUCAUCACCACCAUAGGUUAUGGGAACAUUGCCCCAAAAACGGUUGGUGGUCGGGUUUUCUGCAUCUUCUACGGUCUGUUUGGAAUCCCACUGUGCCUCACAUGGAUCAGUGAACUGGGCACGUUCUUUGGGGCCCGAGCAAAGAAACUGGGGCAUUACCUGAUCAAGAGGGGCUUCACUGUGCGAAGAGCCCAGUUUAUCUGCAAUACCAUCUUUGUCCUGUGGGGGGUGAUUAUCCACCUGGUGAUCCCUCCCUUCAUCUUUAUGCAUCAGGAGCAAUGGUCCUAUGUGGAGGGAUUGUAUUUUUCUUUCAUCACUGUGACAACCAUUGGCUUCGGGGAUCUAGUUGCAGGUGUUAACCCAGAUAUAGACUAUCCUACUCCAUAUCGCUGCUUUGUGGAGCUAUGGAUUUACAUGGGCCUGGCCUGGCUCAGCCUGUUCUUCACCUGGAAGGUAAACAUGGUGGUGAGAGCCCACAAGGCCUUCAAGAAGAGAAGGAGACGUCGCAGGUCAUCCGUGGAAGAGCUACAUAACCACACAGAAGACAGCAAUGCCCAGUGUCAGUGUCACUCAGGUGACGAAGUCAACAUCUUCAAAUUCCUUUCAGAAAAACAAGAAGGCUAUGGAGAUCUUGUCAGGCAGAUCGGCAAUGAAAUGACAGAGGACAGGAUAGGGAAGGAUUUUGGCCGGUCACAGAGCUGCGGUGACAUCCGUGAUUUUGGUGUCAUCCCAAGAUUGGACCACUCACCGCACCAAAAGCAACGUUUCAGCUUCAUGCCCAUGGAACUCACCAAAAACAAGAGACACCUAGACUCAGAGCAUGAGAUGCUAUUGAUGGAUCUGUACACGGACACCAACUUAGAGGAGAUCCAGCAGGGCCAGGAUUCCUUGGAGGAUGCAGGUAUGGAAUGUCACUCUCAAUUGGGCACCCUUCAGAAUUCUGAGCUUAUCAUCAAUGAGCAGUUGCCCAUGACCAUUGAUGGCAUCAAGACCAGGCCCUCUGUAGCCAAAGAGCAAGUGGAAUCAGAGGACAGUUCUUCAGAGGAACAGUGAUAUUGGUAAAGAGGUAACAUUGUUCACUGUGAAUGGGCUCGUACUACUGCCACUAUUUCCAGGAUCUGUUGGAGGACCAUACUUACAUACUGAGAUAUCCAGUCACCAUGUGUUGUCUCCAUCUUCUGUCCACAUCAAAUGCAGUUCCUCAUAUCAAGAAAAUGGCUGUUUUACAUUUAACAUACCUCACAAUCAUACACACUUUGGUUAAUUUUAUGAAGAAAAAAAAAGCAGUCAAGCAAAUGGGGAUUUGAGACUGGGUUGUGUAGUUUGGCCAUGCAAGAAUUUGCCAUGAUUGUAUGCAUCCUAUUAUGUGUGUUAAGGAUAACUUUGAUUCAUUUAUUCAUAUGCAUCAGACUCUUAAAACAGCUUCACAGUGAACCAGCAUCUUAAACUGGAUCUUACACUCACUGAGCACUUUAUUAGGUAGACCUGUACAGUAGCUUGUUAAUGCAAAUAUUUAAUCAGCCAAUCAUGUGGCAGCAACUAAAAGCAUGCAGACAUGGUCAAGAGGUUCAGCUGCUUUUCAGACCAAAUGUCAGAAUGGGGAAGAAAUGUGAUCUAAGUGACUUUGACCGUGGAAUGAUUAUUGGUGCCAGACAGGAUGUUUUGAGUAUUUCAGAAACUGCUGAGCUCCUGGGUUUAUCACAGUCUCUAGAGUUGUCAGAGUAUGGUGAAAAAAACAAAAAACAUCCAGUGAGCAGCAGUUCUGCUCCAUCCAUAACAUCCAGUGAGUAGCAGUGGGCAAAAAUGCCUUGUUAAUGAGAGAGGUCAGUGGCAGAUUGGUCAAAGCUGACAGGAAGGAACAGUAACGCAAAUAACCACAUAUUAUUGAUUGAUUUAUAUUACAACAGUGGUAUGCAGAAGAGCAUCUUUGAACACACAACACGUCAAACCUCUUAAGUGGGUACGUUACAGCAGCAGAAGAUCAAUAGGUCUAAAAAAAUAAGUCUGAUAAAUACCUAAUAAAGUGCUCACUGAGUGUAUUUUACAUAGGACUGAUCCAGUUUGAGUUGUUGAAUGUAUGAAUGUAGGAUUCCUACAGAAAGCAUAGCAAGUCAAUUGUACAGAACUAAAUACAGUACUUUAUUUAGAAAUAAAGUAUUAUUUAGUUGAAAUUAGCUACAGGUAGGUCUCAUCUGUAUGUCAUUGAUAUAUUUAUUCCAAGGAAUAAUCAUCAAUUACUGUUUGUAUAUUGAUAUUAUAGCAUCCCAAUUAAUUGUCUUCCAAUGAUGACUCAUGGCUAGAGAAAGAUAAAUAAUAAUUCAAUGCAUGCAGGAAAAUCUAUGUAUAUACUAAAUCAAAUCUUAUGAAAGGAAAAUACAAGUUUGGAUCAUUCCAGAAUGUGUGCUGUGAAUUUAGCUGUGUCAACCACAUCAAUUAAUUACUUCCACAAAUAAGGGGAUCUAAUGCUGCAACACUAAACUGGCCCUGGUCCUUCCAGUCCAUGCCUAACAUUAUGCACCUUUGCUCUUUGGCCAUGUAGCAGAAAAAUGCGUAGUUGCAACAUGAGCAUGCAAUGCAUUAGUGAGCCGAAAGUCAACCCUAUUUCAGCAUAGGAUCUGGAUACAGUCCAUCUGCACUAAUGGCACAUGUACCCAUCAAAUGCCAUCAAAUGCCACUCAGCUCAGCUGACUGUGACUAUGUAGCUCAGUGGGGGAUACAUUUACAUUCAGUAUUUGAGACUGAACAGAGGCCCUAUUGUUUUUGGGCCCCGAGUAGACCGAGGUUAAAUAAAAACAUCAUCAUUGUAACAUCACUUCUCCACCUAUAAGUUGGUCCAUUGUAUUCAGUGCUCAUUCUGAACUUUUGGCACUGCAAAGGCAAUUCUAUUGUUUGCUUAUUCCCAAAAGUUUGUCCAGUUGUCAGUGGUGAAUUAACACAGGGCAAUUAAGAAGACCACAGUACUAUGAACAUAGUGCAAGAUGCCUUCGUGUAGAUUUUACUGUGUUCAGGGCUGUGACUAUAUCAAGCAACUUUGAGUGAAUGUACAUUUACAUGGAAUAACUUGGUUAAAGUGUCAUGUACAGUCAGGUCUAGAACUAUUGGAACCUCGGAUAAAUAUGUACAACAAAAACUCAACUGAAAAAAGAUUAUCAUUAUCGACAUAAACAUUAUUUUACUACAUGUGUAAAGUAGUGUAUUUUAUUAAUAAUUCAAUGCAAUU